Culicoides brevitarsis is the source of this 1809-nucleotide messenger RNA. RefSeq names its product unconventional prefoldin RPB5 interactor-like protein (gene uri). Gene Ontology annotation, molecular function: phosphatase inhibitor activity; chromatin binding; transcription corepressor activity. The record is from RefSeq and is a predicted model, not a curated record. The transcript has 3 exons. The coding region runs from base 38 to 1774 and encodes 578 amino acids. Gene Ontology annotation, biological process: negative regulation of phosphatase activity; negative regulation of transcription by RNA polymerase II. NCBI's taxonomy places the organism in Eukaryota, Metazoa, Arthropoda, Insecta, Diptera, Ceratopogonidae.
CAAAAACAAAUGCACGUUUAAAAUUCUUCCUCAAAAAAUGGAUUUAUUGCAGAAAAGUCUCUCCGAGGCCAUCAACAAAAACACCGCAGAAACAUCAAAAUGGGAAAAGUACUUGGAAGAAAUGCGGCAGGCGGAAACCAGUCUUCGUGAUUUCCAGAAAAAACUCCAAGUUGACUGCAUGGUUCCGAUUGGCACGAAAGCUUUGAUGCCCGGACACCUCUACCACACAUCGGAAAUUCUCGUGGGGAAUGGCAACAAAGUUUUUUCGAAAUGCACGACUUUCGAUGCGCUAAAAAUUUGCAAGCACCGCCAAACGUACGCCGAAAAACGUUUGAAAGAACUCGAGACCGAACGAGAUUUGCACAAAAAUAAAUUGGAGCUUCCUUUCAUGCAAAACGCUUUCGGAAACCAGGAGGGACAGGAGAUUAUUGAAGAGUAUGACGAACAAAAAGAAGCAGAAUGGCGAAAAAAACACCGAGAAAGUGUCGCAGCGCAGAAGAAAAAGGAAAGAAUGGAACGAGAAACGGCAAAAAAUGAAGAAAAAACUGAAAAAAGUCACGAAGAAGUGAUGAAUUUGCUGGAUGAACUCGAAUUAAUGGACGAAUUGGAGGAAGAACUCGCAAAUUUAAACGUUCAAACCGACGACCAGCUCCAAAAAUUGAUGUCGGGCGAGCUCCAACCACCAAAGGAGAAGAAAAGAAUCGCUCACAGCAACAAUUUUGCAGCUAAAAAGGACGUCGUUGUCGAUGGAAGUGUCUUACCCGAAGAAAAAUCCGAAGUUGAACCCAAAAAAGUGCCGGAAACACAAAAUAUUCCACAAGAAAUCCAAGAAAAUCCUCAAGUUGAACCAAUUCCGGAGCCAGAAAUCGUCGUUCCGGAACUAGAAUCACCGCCAGAUGAAGGAAAUUACACCGGCGAGUCCGAAUCCGAGUCUGAAUCCGAUAUUGACAGCAGCACCGUCAGCGAACAAGUCUACUCCAAGUGGAAAGAAAUGCUCGAGGCAUCGAAAAACCUCUCGCGGAAGAAUAAAAAACAUUAUUUGAAGCAAAAAUUGAAAGAUGUCAACCGAAGUUUGCAGGAACUGGUCGUGCAUGAUGUCGACACACUCACAAUUCGCAUCGAUUUGAACGAUUUAAAGGAUUUAAUUGAAGACGAAAUCAUUCGAAUAGCUGAAAAUAAACAAGAAGAAGAAAUUUUAGAAGAAAAUCCGGAAAUUCCAGCUCAAAAAAGUAAAAAUGAAGAAAAACGACGUUCGAAAAUUUCAUUUGCCGAAGAAGAUGAUGUUAAAUUAAUCGAUAAACAUGAGGCGCCAUGCAAAGUUGGCGAAAAUUUGUCUUUAGUUACACCGGAAAUGCCAGAAAAUAACGGAUUGACUCGAUUUAUUACGUUUCAUCACUCCGAAUGGCCCGUUAUGGAACCUUGCAAGGAGGAUGAAAAUGAAGUUGCGAGUCCGAUGGACGUUUAUCAUGAGAGAUUUGGCUAUUUUCCGAAAGAAAAGCCUCAAGUAGUUCAAUCUCCAUCGAUUUCAAAGGAGAAUAGUUGUGAAGAUUUGAAAUCGAUUCUGAAAAAUAAGGAAAAAGUCCUGCAAGAAACUCAUCGAGAAGUGCCAAAACCAGUUAAAAAGGAGAAAAAAUUGAAGCCACUCACGGAAGCGACAAAUCUCCUUGGCGACGUAGUUGAACGUCCUGUGGACUACCAACCAAAAACUGUAAAAGACGAACCCAAACAAAAAGUCAGCAAAUUCAAAGCGAAUCGAAAUAAAAACAAGUCGUAGUUAAAAAUUAAAUAAAAAAAAAAUUAAUUUUUUCA